AAGUGCAUUUCGGCUUGGCCGAUCAGCGAGCUCUGAGGGAGGGUGUUCUGUAGGGAAAUUUUCCCCUGUCCGCCUUUACCACUUGCAUGUUCUUCUGUGAUAUUUUAUAGAGAAGUCAGUUUUUUCUAAAUACGGCUUUAUCCUUCAGCACCAUUUCCUUUUGGAGUUAUGACUUGGUGGCCCUUGCCACAGUGGCACAGGAUCACAAGCUGAGCUAGUUUGCCAUAGCUGAAAAUGUUUUAGCUAUCAUAUGUGCAGGUAAAAGUACCUAAAAUAGAGUUGCAAACUCGAGGGGAGAGGGGUUUAGCCUGUAUUGUGUAAGUCUUGUUAAUGCCCGAUUUGCAAGUUCCUCUCCUUGCAGGGAAGCGUAUGGGUUUCAUCUAAAAAAGGAAAAAACGUGCCAUUCUCAGGGUGUGAAGCAACAUUUGAGUUUCAUUGACGCAUAUCUCCUUGUGAGGUAAAAAUAAGCUAAACGGCGGCCUCAGGAGACUUGUGGGCAAAACUACUUUUCUCCUUAUAAACAAGGUGAUUUCACAGAGACCCUUAAAAAGAGAACAACUUUAGAUUAAUGUAUCAUAAUGCAAAUCCCUUGUUCCUCUCUGUGAAGAUUGGUUUGCAGAAAUUUUAUCUGCUUUGAUUCUGCCAUUUCCUCUCGCUUGUCCUCAGUAUUUUAUUGAAAGUGAAGAUUUUCUAUUGCAGUCGAGAUAAGAAGUCUCACUUGGAUGUUAAUAAUUAUUGCAUGUGAUAACUAUUACUGUGCAUUCCAUGUAUUCAGAGGGUGUAUUUAUUUCAUCAUACAUCACUUAAAUACACACACUUCAUUUACUGAAAUGUGGAAGGUGCCAAGGACUUCUCUUAAAUGUCUAAUAGCAGUUUCUAUCACCUCCUGGAAGUGUUCUCUCUUUUAAGAAUAUGAUUAUUAAGACACUUUGAGUUGUGUUUCCUUUAUACCACAGACAAUUGUCUUUCAUGAAGAGUGAAGUCCCAUCUAUGAAGGAUUGUUAUUUUGGACAGCAAUAUUUCAGUAUCCUACAUACACAUAAUGAAUUGCAAAACACCCUGGAAUAGGCUACGUAAUGCCUUUCUUAUGUAGUCAGAAUUGGAGAUGGAUUUUUUCCUAGCAGAUGAAAAUAUGCCACUGCAUAUGAUCCUCUGAGUUGGAGUGAAGGAUUUAGUCUCAGUUUUUUUACCUGGUCUGUGGACAAUGAGAAGUCAUGAUCUACUUAUAGGGAUAUGUGAAAGAUGACACAGAAAAGUUGUGUAUUACUACAAGCCCUGAAUAUGCUUCAUGGGGCCCACAAGUACAAUAGCAAACUUCAUGAUCUAUAAAUUGAAAAAGGGUCAAACCUUUUGGCUUAUGGAAUGAAAUAAUGUAGUAACAGUUGAUAAUGUAAGAUGUAGUCUUACCCAGAGCUGAUAUUCCAGCUUCCCACAGUACUGUUUAGCUAUUUCAGUGGUAAUCCGAACCUUAUGAUAUGGCCAUAAACCACUAUUACAUGUUUGGGCUGAACUUGAAGAUCAUCACCUUACUACCUGCAGACAUAGUUUGGUGAUGAGCCUGAUUUAUUUGCUUCUCAGAGAGGGACUGUGAAGAUGUGACAUGGUCAUGCAUACUUCUAUUCUCUUGCCAUGAGCAUAUGUGAUUUUUACUGAAUUGUUUCAUCCUCUUCCAUUCUAUGCAGUUUGUAAGCUAGGAAAAGCUUUGUAUCAUGUCGUUUGUGCUCUUUAAUUUGGGGGCUUACACUUCAGUUAUAGGUUUUAGGCAUUAUUGUGGUACUGGUUUGUAAUGUCAGUCUGUUGUCAUUGCUGUAUAGUGAAGUGUGCAGCUAAACAUUGAUGAAGCAGUUACAGCUGGAAAGCAGUUCAAAGGUUAUGGUUUAUCAUUGCAAACUGCAACAGAACUGCAUCUUCACGAUCUUCUGUGAAAUAAAUGAACAUGCCCUGCAGUAUUGUUAUUAGUGCUAACAUUUUGUAAACAGAGGUAAAAUUUUAAUACUCUAAGCUUAGGGCUUCAGUAACAAGGUAUUGUUAAAAUUUAAACUAGAUCACACUUGAGAGUGUGAAAGAUAGGCUUGUGCCAGCCAACCAUUUUUCUUCAUCUUGUAUAUAGUGUUCAUAUAUUUCUUCCUUAAAUUGAGGAGUUUUCCAAAACCAGCCUGUCAAACCAUCCAGCUAAGAGCAAGGUUUAAGGAAAUAAAAUGUUAGGUAUUCAUCAAAGGAUUCUCCUAUAUGUGUACAAUAGGUAGAGUAUACAUUAUGUUUUGAACUGUGCUCUGUGAGUUUUUGUGAUGUUUGAAGAAUUGUGAAAAACCUUCCUGUAGUGUUCUGUACUCUUUUUACACUGUUCCCUGAGCACUGGACAGUAGUUAAUGCUGGAAAGACAGCUAUUUGGUUAGACAAAUAAUAGCAUGAUCCAGGAAGGAGAGUCCUGUGUCAUUCUUCUUUUAAAGGAGAAUGUUGCAAUUGAAAUUAUUUCUAGAUUUUUGGGGGUUUUUUUAAAACACUCCCAAUGCUGACUUAAGCUCUGCAAGACCCACUUCCAGUAUUUUUGCUUAUGAACAUGGGAUGUUACUUUGUCUCCACAAGUGGAGUCAGUAAUUUUAUUUCUCACUUCUCGUUUUAGGAGCACUGCUCCUCAGUUUAUUGUGUGUGUGUAAAAGGCUGUAGAAGCUGAGGUAAGAAGACCUGAGGAGAGCUGGUACAGCUCUGUUCAGGGGAAUGGUGCUCUCGUAGAGCAGAGCUAGCUAGGAAAUCAAUACCUUUCCUAAACACCUGAGAAAGUUCCUUCCUGCUGGAUGCAAAGGUUGCACUGCUCUGGCAGGGAAUUUGCAGUGAGUCUGUCAAGUUUGCAUCCUUUAUCUAAAUGGUGGUGAAGGGAGGGAUUCUUUGAUACUUUGUACCCCUGCAGCACAAGGCACAUUUAAAUUCAAUGGCUCUUCCACCUUGUCUCUGUGCACAGCUGCUUACUUACACUGAAAGCCUGGAGAAGGGCCUGUUGGCCCACAAGUAUGGUUGUGGAAGCUGUGUGCUUCCUGAAAGUGAAUGACAGGAUUAGUUGUUCCAUUUUACAGAAUGUUAAAGUGUGCAGGAGGCCAUUACUGAUUUUUCCAGAGACUGGAGGUGGGGCUGCUGCCAGAGGGCACCAGGAUAGGACUUUAAGAGCUUUGGGCACACCUCAGGGAAUCAUUGUGUGCUCUCCCCAUCUGUUGAGGUCGGGCUCAGCUGGCCAUGGUGCAGUGUGUGGGCUCCAUUCUCAGCAGACAGUUGUGCUGUCCUUUCCCACUGUACUGCAUGUAAAUCAGCCCAGGGCAGUGGAAGCAGAAGUCUGUGGUACAUCUCCCUUUCUAGACUAAAACUUGAAUUCUGCGUGGUUUUCAUGUUUUUGCUCAUGUAAUUCUGUUGUCUUUGCCAGGUGGUGUUCAGCCACCAUCGGUGAUAUUUUGGCAGUGGUGGUGUGCUCACUGGUGUGAAAGCCAUCUUUUUUCACAGCAGUUCUGCACUCUUAGCUUAAAGGUCCCAAGGUCUUGAGUCCCGAGGACUCUGCUUUAUGAGUUUUGCUGGAUCCUCUCCUUUGGGAGUGCUGUCUCCUACAAGCCCCCACCUGUGCUUCAGGAGCUGUACUCACACACAAACAUGCAGUUGACCUAGUGAAUAUGUCAGCAGUGCACUGUCCAUGUUCUCCAUAACUAGGAUAUCAUCCUUUCACUGCUAGAGACUUCCUUAUUUAUGCAGGUAGCCAUAACACUAUUAGUCAAGCACUGAGCACAUCUCCAUUCAAUUGUAUCACUGCUGCUGAACCACAGUUUAAAGCUGCUAAUUUUAUAGUUUAGGGCUGGGAUCCCUCAGCCUAGACAUUGUUUCAAUCUUAAUGACGUUUCUGGGGAAGGUGAUAGAAUAAAGUCUUUGGAGACUGCAAUUUUGGUUGAAUUUUUCUAAGAUGACUGCAAAACUGUCAUCUUCAGUUCUGGUAAAUGCACUUUGCAGAUCCUCUUUUUGGAUGCCAAAUUUUAGGCAUUGCUCUCUGCUUUAAUUGGAAAAAUUUGCCUUUGCUUGCUUCAUGAUGGAGAUCAGUUGGAAAUGUUGACAUUUCUGAAGAGUCAAACUGGAAUUAGAAGACAAUUUGUUAACAAGAUUUUAAAUGCUCAGCUCUGGAAUUUACCAUGGGCCUCUGCUGUAAACCUCAAUUUUGGGUAAACUUCUUCACAGGUAAAUGGAAAAAUUAAAUUUAGACGUAAAAGUUUCCUUGAGAUUGGUGGAAGUCACACUGGUUCAAUUUGCAUCUAGCCUUAGAAAGCUGUUAACAUUUUUAAGUGCUUUUGUGCCAGAGCACAGAAAUGCAUGAGUCUGUAGGUACAAGCUGUCUCCAGAGAAUUAUGGGAGAAGUCAACUUUGGUGAGCAUAUUUUGGACUGUCUUAUGACUAACACUAUUGUAUUAGCUCUUUCCCUCUGAAGAGAGUGUUUGUCAUUCCAAAAAUUGUUGGGAAAACUUUCUGUGACAGUUUAGAGAAAGAACCCUAACAUGGCUUUGUGAAAUGUCUGAAGCCUGAAGGACAGAGUGGCUAUGGUGUGAGCACUGGGGCUGAUGUUCUCUUAGCUGCAUGCAUGUUUUGCAGGCAGUUUGCUUUCUGCUGCAAUGAGAGCAAAUAUCUAACACCACGGGGGCCAUAGUGACUUCCUGUAAGCAUUGUGUGACCUCAUUUAAAUAAAGGAUUUUGUUAUUUUAGGUGUGCUGUUUGGUGUCUGCUCCACUUGGGCAUGUAAUGAUCUGCAGUUGUGUUGCAGAGACCCUAUAAUUGCCUAAAAUUAUUUUAACUUUUAGUGUGAGAGUGAACUCCUCUUUUCAAGCUAGUUUGUUUUGAAGGAGCCCCUGGAGAAUAUGACGUGCUGAUUGUGUAUGCGAGGGACGCCACUGAAUGGUGUCAGUACCUCCAGAACCUCUUCCUCUUUACUUGGCAUGUUCGACAGCAUCGCAUUCUGAGCUACCAGCUGGAAGACGACUCUGCCAUCUCCCACCAGGAGCUGGACCUGUUCAGCAGAAGUCGGAGUAUCAUCCUUCUGCUUUCUGCUGAGCUGGUGCAGAGCUUUUAUGUUCCUCACAUCCUGCAGAGCCUUCAGGAAGCUUUAUGGCCCCCGUACAAAGUAGUCAAGCUGUUCUGUGGUGUUACGGACUGUGACGACUAUUUGACCUUUUUCAAGGACUGGUCUCAGUGGCAAGAACUCACAAAUGAUGAUGAGCCUGAUGCUUACCUUGCAGCUGUCAAGAAGGCUAUUUCAGAAGAUUCAGGCUGUGACUCUGUGACUGAUACAGAAACAGAAGACGAGAAGAAUCCUGCUGACUCCCACAGACUUGCCAUGAGUGAAGAACAUGAAUCAUCCAAGAGCACUGGGGACCGUCCAUUGGUGCAGCCCAACCGCAUACAAUGUGGGGUGCAGACAACAGUUUAUAUUAUCAUGAAAUGUAAACUAGAUGGUGAAAUGAAAACUGAAGUUGAAUUUUCUCCAGAGAAUGCAUCCUCUGUGCGUGUGCUGGCUGAGAUGGAGAAUGAAUACACAAUCUCUGUGAAGGCUCCAAAUUUAACCUCUGGGACAGUGCCCCUGAAGAUAUAUUCAGGGGACUUGAUGGUGGGAGAAACAAGUGUCACUUACCAUACUGACAUGGAGGAAAUCAGCAAUCUGUUAGCUAAUGCAGCCAACCCUGUACAGUUCAUGUGCCAGGCCUUUAAAAUUGUGCCAUAUAGCAUAGAAGCCCUGGACAAACUGUUGACUGAGUCACUCAAGAAGAACAUUCCUGCCAGUGGUCUACACCUGUUUGGAAUCAACCAGCUGGAAGAAGAAGAUAUGACAGCAAAUCAGAGGGAUGAAGAGUUGCCAACACUGCUUCACUUCUCUGCAAGAUAUGGGCUGAAGAACCUUACUGCCUUGCUGCUUACAUGCCCUGGAGCACUGCAGGCCUACAGCGUAGCCAACAAGUAUGGCCACUAUCCAAACACCAUAGCAGAAAAGCAUGGCUUUAAGGAUCUCCGCCAAUUCAUUGAUGAAUAUGUGGAAACUGCAGAUAUGCUAAAGAGUCACAUUAAGGAAGAGCUGAUGCAAGGCGAGGAAGAUGAGUCUGUUUAUGAGUCCAUGGCUCAUCUGUCCACUGAUCUGUUAAUGAAAUGUUCCUUGAAUCCAGGCUCCGAUGAAGAGCUUUAUGAAUCCAUGGCUGGAUUUGCCCCCGGUGCCCCAGAAGAUCUUUAUGUAGAGAUGCUUCAAUCCAAACCAGACACUGCAGUUUCUGGAGAUGAAGUUUCUAUAACUACGAAAGACUCGAUGCUCCGCAAGUUUUUAGAAGGUGGUAGCAUGGAUGUGCCAGAUUCUGAGGAAGGAGGUCACGAGCAGUAUGGUGAAGAUGUGUACUACUCCGUGGAACAAGACCCUUUUCCACAGGAAAUGGCUAACAGGCCUCCAGUUCCUGUUCCAAGACCAGAAUCUAGCUCUCCACAGCCAGACAAUGAGCUGUACAUCUCCAAAAUUUUUGCACAGAAGGCUCAAAGACCUGAGAAUCUUUAUGUCCCUAGAGGAAGGGUUAAGAAAGAGACAAUAGUGAGGCCUGUAAGGGACCUGUCUCAAUCAAGUAUUUAUGAUCCAUUUGCUGGAAUGAAAACCCCAGGUCAGCGGCAGCUGAUUACAUUACAGGAGCAAGUGAAAAUGGGCAUGCUCACUGUGGAUGAAGCUGUACUUCAUUUUAAGGAGUGGCAACUGAACCAGAAAAAGAGAUCAGAAUCAUUCCGGUUCCAGCAGGAAAAUCUGAAACGUCUACGAGACAGCAUAACCAGGAGGCAAAUGGAGAAGCAAAAAAAAGACAAAAGUGCAGAUUUGGAAAUUACAGUACCCAUUCGACAUUCUCUUAAUACUUUGGGGAAGCCAGAAUGUGGAAUAUAUGAAUAUACCCCCAGGAAAAAUGUUUUUCCACAAAAAAAGGAGUUAAAACGAGGAGACUGGAAAACAGAAAGCACAUCCAGCACAACAAGUAGUGCAAGUAACCGCUCCAGCACUCGGAGUAUAUUGAGUGUCAGCAGUGGGAUGGAAGGGGACAGUGAGGACAGUGAAGUCCCAGAAACAGCAAGGAGCCGCAGCCCAGUUUCUCACCAAGCAGAGAGGCUUCCUUUCCCAGAAAGGCCUCCCAGAGUGCCUCCUCGAGGUGCAAGCAGGCCUGUAAGCUGUGAAAGCUUUUAUCCUCCACCUGUGCCACCAAGAGGUCGCUGAAUCUCAACGUCUGUGGAAUAUGAGAUAUUUUUUUCUGUUUAUAUAUGUCUUUGUACAGAUAUUUUUUUGGCUGUCUUAAAUUAUUUAUAGGUGGGACCCAAAUGAUUUCAUCCCCUUUAUCCUCCCUGAAGCUCUGGUGACUUUUCCCAUGAUUUUGACAGGGACUUUUUUGCAUUCGGUAACUUUUUUUUAGUUGGAAGAAUUUUGGUGCUUUGGGGUUUCAAGAAAAGGUGUCAUCAUUGGGAAGAACUUUGAUGUGUGUCUUGGGAGCCCUGCACCAACAUGAAGAUGCCAUUUGAUCAAGAAA
Molecule: messenger RNA, 7553 nt
Organism: Cyanistes caeruleus (blue tit)
Lineage: Eukaryota; Metazoa; Chordata; Aves; Passeriformes; Paridae
Source: RefSeq, a predicted model, not a curated record